Paramormyrops kingsleyae is the source of this 4974-nucleotide messenger RNA. RefSeq names its product inositol-trisphosphate 3-kinase B (gene itpkb). Lineage: Eukaryota; Metazoa; Chordata; Actinopteri; Osteoglossiformes; Mormyridae. Gene Ontology annotation, biological process: inositol phosphate biosynthetic process; phosphatidylinositol phosphate biosynthetic process. Gene Ontology annotation, molecular function: inositol hexakisphosphate kinase activity. Gene Ontology annotation, cellular component: cytoplasm; nucleus. The record is from RefSeq and is a predicted model, not a curated record.
GCCCUGCUCUGCGUUAUAGAGAGAAAGCGGCUUGUUCCGUUGAACUCGGCUCUGCAAGCAGCUUGACUUCCUUCCUGCUUUAUGUACAUUAAACAAACAUACUGGUGCUGCUGACGAGCUGUGCCGGUCAAGGCGGCCACGGUAUUGAUGAGUAAGCUGGUAAACAAAAACUUAAUGUCUGCGAGGACUGGUGUUUAGAUUCCCUUUGUGGAAACGGGAAGAUUGGACCGUACUUUCAUACUUAAACUGAGUAGACUUGAGUUUAGCUGUGCUUUUGGGGACAUCGUCGCGUUCUUGCUGGAGGAUUAAACAUGAGGUUUGGAUAGGAGCGCCGUUUGUGACUGUAAAGCCACUGUACUUUUACUACGAGCCUUUGGUCCUAAGAAGAUGUCUGCUUUGGAGUAGAACCGACAACGCCUAAGCAUUCUACCUUUCAUUGGUUCUGUUUUACAUUGCAAGUUUCUCAUCAAUUGUUCCUAUCGUCACGUGCUCUCCCCCACCCCCCGCACCAUCGAAGCCAUGGUGGGGUCCAAACGCUGGUUGGAGAACCAGAUCUAGGGCUUCAUGGAAGCCCAACGAGAGAGUGACAGCCUGGCAUCAUGGCUGCAUGUGCUUUGAACAGCUUGAUCGUGAUGAGCACCAAUAACCUGAAAAGCGACAGCAGUCCUCGACCCGCAAGGCCGGUUCUGCUGGUGCCGGACCGGACGACGUACUGCCAGGGGCUGAUGCCCAGGGCCCCAUAUAGUCCCGGGGGCUUGAGUCCCAGCUCCUCUAGCUCAGCCUUCAACUUCACUUCUGCACCAACUAGCCCUGGCAGCCACCGAUCCCGCUCUCCGGGCCGACCCUCGACCUCCCUGGAGACAGGCACAGGUGGCCGGGUCCGGCAUCUCAGCGGAAGCCCUGCGCGACCGGGGCCCGUUGACGAUGACCUGCGAUCUUUCAGUCCGGGCCCGUCGACCUCACGCCGUUCCGCGCACAUCCAGCAGAUCCACCGGGAGCUGCAGAAUGUCCAAGUCAACCAGAAGGUGGGCCUGUUUGAGGCCCAGAUCUCUGACCAGCGAAGCCAGGCGCAAAAUUUGGAGAUCCAGCGUAGCCCGCGGACCCCUCGCCGGCCCAGCUCUGUUUCGGAAUCCAGCAGCCUGGAACCCAGGGAGGUCCGACGGAGAUCUUCAUCACCAAUCCCGCAAGAGCUACAGAAUGGGCGAGGCGGGUGUAGCAUACCUGGCAGGGUAGGGGGGCGCGUGGGGGAAGACUGUGCCACUGACCUAGUUGCGGAGCGGGGCUGUUUGCGCGCAAGCCCAUCGGCGGAAGUCCAAGUCCAAGGAGAUGGCCCAAUCAGUGCCGGGUCUCCUGGCAUCGGUGUCAUCAUCACAGGGACAAAACUCAGAGAGCCAACCCAGAUCAGCCCGCCUGCAGAACUCAAAGGGAGUGGUGCUUCUGCACUGGAGGGCAGCUGCUCUGAGGCUACGAACAUUCCCGCAGUCAUCAUCACUGACCUCGGGGCUGAGGGAUCGGGAGAGGGCACAGAGGCACAGCUUAGCCCCAGCCCCAGCCCCACCAGGGCCCAGAGGAAGCUCUCGUCCUCAUCUGCCUCCUCCACUGGCUUCUCCUCUUCCUGGGAGGAGUCGGAGGAUGACAUCUCCAGUGACCCCGAGCGUGGAGAAGGCCGCUCUCCAGCCUUCCUGCAGACGCAGCAGAAAGCUCAUAAAUCUUGGAAGAAGAUAAAGAAUAUGGUGCACUGGUCGCCCUUCGUGAUGUCCUUCAAGAAGAAGUACCCCUGGGUGCAGCUCGCUGGACAUGCAGGAAGCUUCAAGGCAGGAGCCAACGGGCGUAUCUUGAAAAAGCACUGCGAGAGCGAGCAGCGUUGCCUGGACCGGCUCAUGCGUGACGUCCUGCAGCCAUACGUCCCCGCCUACCACGGCGACGUGGAGAAGGACGGCGAGAAGUACAACCAGAUGGACGACCUGCUGGCGGAGUUCGACCUGCCCUGCGUCAUGGACUGCAAGAUGGGUGUCAGGACGUACCUGGAGGAGGAGCUGACGAAGGCGAGGAAGAAGCCCAGCUUGCGGAACGAUAUGUACAAGAAGAUGAUCGAGGUGGACCUGGACGCGCCCACGCCGGAGGAGCAUGACCAGCAGGCCGUCACCAAGCCCCGCUACAUGAAAUGGAGGGAAACAAUCAGCUCCACAGCCACUCUGGGCUUCCGCAUCGAGGGCAUCAAGAAGGAAGAUGGAACAGUAAACAGGGAUUUCAAGAAGACCAAGAGUCGGGACCAAGUGAUCGAGGCCUUUCACGACUUCGUCAAGGGAAACAAGAACAUCCUGAAAUGUUACCUGAAGAGACUGAAGGAAAUAAGGGACACUCUGGAAAUAUCCACCUUCUUCAAGACGCACGAGGUCAUUGGCAGCUCUCUUCUCUUUGUCCAUGACAAGCGGGACCAAGCCAAGGUGUGGAUGAUAGACUUUGGGAAGACCACACCUUUGCCGGAGGGCCAAAUGUUGGACCAUCGGGCCAUGUGGGUUGAGGGCAACCGAGAGGACGGUUACCUGUGGGGAAUGGACCACCUCGUAGACAUUCUGGCUGACAUGGUGGGGCAGGACUCUGGUUAGGGGGUGUGGAGUGGGGGCACCAGCGGCCGGAACACGCGCACUACAAAGGAAGGCAUGGCACCUCUGCUCAUGGAUUCCACCCUCCCCUCUUGACGGAGCGGGCUGGCAGCUGAGUGGACCACAAAUGUGAUGGUUGUGUAUCCAUGUUGUAUAUAUUCAUAUCCACAGUAGACUCUGCAGAAUGACACAAGUGUGGUCCUGUUCUAUACUGCCCCUCCACAAACAGUUAUCUUAAUCUUAAUCUUAGAAUUUUGUAAGCUUUUUAAAAUGAUGUACUAUUUUAAACAGUGCUGUUUUAUCUAAAGACUGAUGGCACUUUCCAUGACAUUUUCUCACUUAUGUUCUCUUCUGGAGUGUCUGCCUCGUUGAAAAGAGAUGUUCUCAGCAACGCCGGCAAACCUUAUGGGUGACCCUAAAACUUUAACUAACCAUUAAAAUCUCAUUUCUGUUUUUGGUUUUCUGGCUGUCAUCCGGAUUGGUAACUAGAUGUCUUUGUUUCAUCAUAUAGUUCUCAGCCUGUACGGGAUGACUAAGAAAAUAUAUUGCCUGCUGACAGCUUUGAAGAAAACAUUAAACAUACUUUUGAAGGAACCGCGUAGUAACAAAACAUGUCAACAGUGUACGAGAGUGAAGUGGAGUGAACGUAGGGUUAGGCGUAGCGCCCCCCUGUGGGCAGGCUGGGUGGGAUUCAGGUGAGUUUACUGACUUUUGCAGGAAGCAGGUGAGCAGGGUGACAUAGACGCCGCAGCAUACGAGUCUGAGGUCAGUUCCCCAUCUCGGGUGAUGUUCCCAGGAAGUCCUCAGCCCCCCCAGCCCUAAUCCUGUGGCCGGAGCAGGCAAUGGGGGGGUUCCCACUUCCUCCUUUGCAUCCUGUUCCCAGCUGGCCCCCGUCGCCACGGUUUCCCAUCCCCUACAGUGGCACCAGCAGGACAUCCCCCGCCCGUAUUUUUCCAUGCCAGGACAUGCCGACCAUCACCCCCCCCCGUCCCCCCCCGCCCCACAAACCAAUCGGCCAGAUGUACCUGCGGUCCACCAAUCCCCCCCAGGUACUGUUUACAUGAGCAUUUGCCAUGCAAACCCAUCUCGAUGGCGGCGCUAAACACACACACACAGCCUGCAGAGGACGAUUGACUAGGCUUGACAGUUUUCAUAGUCUUGCUGUCUAAACAGGUCACAGCUGGGUAUUACCAACAGCUCAUUUAGCAUGAGGAUUCAUUUCUGGCUGGAGUGAUGAUGGUCUAGCACGUAACGUAAUGUUCCAGGCUUAAUAGACAUUUGCUGCCGCAAUAUAACCUUAUUAGUCUGCAAGUAAUGAUUAGGAUUAGGAUUGCAAAACAUCCCAGAGAAACUGCUGCAUAACAAUAUAUUAUUAUACACAAAGCGUUCUGCUUCCAUCGCUGACUUUUGCAGCAAGCUACUCUUGAUGUUUAUGUGGGGAACUGAGAAAGGUUUUGGCUCUAGUAGGACCCUGGGUUCCUAAAAAAUUGCACAGUUCCCUUCACUACUGAACACUUUCCGAUGGCCGGUAGGAGGUGUGUGUACAGAUGAGGCCCAGUCAGGAGAGAUAGCGUGUGGGUAUGUACGCUGCCGACGACUAGUGCAGUGCCGGUAGGUGACUGAGUCAGCCCUCUGUGGCUCCUUCUUGGACAGGGGUGUCAUCUUUGCGAGCAGUGGCUACAUGUAGAGCACCAUCCACAACAACGUUAAAUUGGGUGGGGAAUUUUGCCCAGGUGGGGAAGCCGACGUAUGUUGGAUUCGACCGGCACUGAUCUUUUGGACACGUGCACAGGCCAGACUCUGUGAGGCCUAGGGACCCUCACAUAACCUCUAACUGCAGAAGAUCCUGCUGGGAGAUGCAGGGAAAGGAGCACAUAUGCAGUUAGUGACUAUACUGUAGCAUGCACACUGUAUAUCCAGUGCAGAGAAAUGUGAGUUUUCACCUGAAAAGAAACAACAUUGCCAGUAACUGAGCAUGCAGACAUUCCAGUAUCUCCACGUGUAAAAGGCCGUAUUUUUACCACAAUUUACAUUGUGUUAUAUCCUAGAGUGACUGGAGAGUCAUACACGUCAAAGUAGCGUUACAGCUGCUGACAGUGAAUUUUUCUUUAACAUUUUUAAAUAUUUAAAUAUAUUUAAAUAUUAAACAUUUUAAAUAUUGUUUCUUAAUCAAGAAACAGCUUGAAUUUUUUUGUAAACGGGACAGCAGAUAGCCUGGUCACUCAAUCUAUUUAAAAAGAGUCACUAAAAUUUUACCUCCAUGUAAAAUUUAUACAUAUGUACCAACAGCCCACGUGCUGUUUAUGUAGGAGAUAAAGACUUGCUACAUGUAUGUUUUCCUGGAAAAGUAAUUAAACUUUUAAAAAUG